Messenger RNA from Rasamsonia emersonii CBS 393.64, 522 nucleotides. Its product is annotated as Phosphatidylethanolamine N-methyltransferase. NCBI's taxonomy places the organism in Eukaryota, Fungi, Ascomycota, Eurotiomycetes, Eurotiales, Trichocomaceae. Gene Ontology annotation, molecular function: S-adenosylmethionine-dependent methyltransferase activity. The transcript is spliced from 5 exons. Bases 1 to 522 code for a protein of 173 amino acids. Gene Ontology annotation, biological process: phosphatidylcholine biosynthetic process. The record is from RefSeq and is a predicted model, not a curated record.
AUGUCAGCCAUUACGGACUACGUGGAUUUCUCGCAGAAGAGCCUGCAGUUCUCUGCACUGUCCAUUGCGUUCAAUCCCAUCUUUUGGAACGUCGUUGCUCGUUUAGGCAUCUUCCGUGACCACCUCUACAAUGAAGCGUUGAAAGACCAGCCCUACUAUGAGCCGAUCCAUCAACCCUGGAUUGCGUACAUCCUCUUUGCCAUUGGGAAUGUCUUCGUCCUCUCCAGUAUGUGGGCUCUUGGUAUCACUGGAACGUACCUGGGCGACUACUUCGGGAUUCUGAUGGAUGCCCCGGUAACCGGGUUCCCGUUCAACGUUUCGGAUGCCCCCAUGUACUGGGGCAGCACCAUGAGCUUCCUGGCUGUGGCUUUGUACAGAGGCAAGGUCGCAGGGUUGCUGUUAACUCUCGAGGUCUUUAUUAUGUACUGGUUGGCCUUGCAAUGGGAAGACCCCUUCACUGCCGAGAUCUAUGCGAAGCGUGAGCGUGAAAAGGCGAAAGAGAAGGGCGGCAAAAGCUCGUAA